Messenger RNA from Effrenium voratum, 1083 nucleotides. The record is from the annotation of a GenBank genome assembly. NCBI's taxonomy places the organism in Eukaryota, Dinophyceae, Suessiales, Symbiodiniaceae.
GUUCAAGUGGCGGGAGUGGAGGGUCUGUGACUCCCUUCAUCGCGCCUCCAGCUACACGGCCGCGUUCGUGAAGCCAGUUGGCAUCGCAAUCAGCACACAGGAGGAGAAGCACAGGUGGAGGAGAUGGCUCUCAGCACCCAUCACACUCGGGAUCGUCCUGAUCUUCAGCUACCACGUCAACUAGAAGGCCAACUCCUGGAUUCCAUGCCGCAGCGGAGAUGUUCCUUUCCGGUGGCCUCUGCAUGGUCGCAGUCUCGGUCUUGCCAAGUCGCACGGCCAGGACGCGGAGCAGGAGCUUGCUUUUCGUCAGAUAUGACGACGAGCCCCACGAAGAUGAAGUCCCACGGCAAGACUCACAAGCCGUCGAUGCUCGAGUUUAUGGGCUUGGCGGGGAACUUCAGCCACCUGAACCUCAAAGACCCCUUCCACGUGAAGAAGAGAGGCUCCACUUAUCAGACUGAGGUACGAGCCGGCGUUACCACCUUUUUGGCCAUGGCCUACAUUCUUCCAGUGAACAGUGGCAUGCUGAGCUUGGUGAUCCCCAACAUGCGCCAGCAGCUGGUUUGUGCCACGGCGUUGGCAUCCUUCCUUGGCUGUUGGUUCAUGGGCAUUCUGUCCAACUACCCAUUCAUGCUUGCGCCGGGAAUGGGCACCAACGCUUUCUUCACCUUCAGCGUGUGCAUGGGCAUGGGCCUGUCGUACGAAGAAGCCUUCGCAGCUGUCUUCUGCGCCGGCUUGAUUUUCAUGGCGCUCAGUAUCACAGGCCUUCGAACCUUGAUGAUUCGGCUCUUCCCGGAAGGGAUCAAGGAGAGCAUCGGCGCUGGGGUGGGCCUCUUCCUUUGCUUCAUCGCCUUCCAGAGUUCCGAGGGCAUGGGCAUCAGCGUGGCGGAUAAGGCCACGCUGGUCACGCUGAACUCCCUGGGCUCCUCCAACUACGACUCCGCCAAGCUGUGGCUCAGCCUGGCGGUGCUGAUUUUGACCGCCACGCUCUUCGCCGCCAAAGUGCCGGGGGCGCCGCUGGUGGGCAUCAUCUUUGGCACCGUGGUGACCUGGAUCGAGGGCUGGUCCCGUGGGGUGGAAGGC